This is a messenger RNA of Populus euphratica (Euphrates poplar), 1611 nucleotides long. RefSeq lists its product as uncharacterized. The transcript has 12 exons. Gene Ontology annotation, biological process: reciprocal meiotic recombination; meiotic DNA double-strand break formation. Bases 42 to 1445 code for a protein of 467 amino acids. Gene Ontology annotation, cellular component: condensed chromosome. The record is from RefSeq and is a predicted model, not a curated record. Gene Ontology annotation, molecular function: protein-macromolecule adaptor activity. NCBI's taxonomy places the organism in Eukaryota, Viridiplantae, Streptophyta, Magnoliopsida, Malpighiales, Salicaceae.
GUUCCCUUUCAUAAUUCGUCUAUCUAUUUCAAAAAAAUCCAAUGGAAAUUUCUUCCACUUCGAAUCUUUGCAUACACUUAAUUUCUUGUGCAUUUCAAAGAUGCCGUCUAUCUCAACAACUCUGCCGGCUCUCUGCCGUUCUCAAAUCACCAUCUCCUUCCAUCCUUCAAAUUUCCAUUUCUGAUACUGGAAUCGGUAGCUGCUUGGAAGAAUUCCAGGAUCUUAACUGCAGCAGCAUUAUUUCUGCUGAAUUUUGGGAUGGAAUUCUCUCUGUCAAAACUACUGCAAUUUGUGAUGAUGAGAUAUAUCAUUAUCACUUCAAUUUAAGGGAAAACAUUUCCAGCAGCAGAACCCUUACUCGUCUACCUUCGAAUCCUAAGAACGGUCUGAAAUUCAGUGGGACUGAAAUAUGUUUGUCCAUUUCAGAGAGCAUUGAUGUUUUAGUUUCUGAGAUCAAUCACUUCUUUCGAAAGAUGAUGAUCUUGAAUAUCCCAAAUAUUGCAAUUGAACUGUUGAUUGAACGUGAAGAUAUUCCUGGAUCAAGAUGUGAAAAUGUCUUUCUAGCAAAUAGAAGCAAUCCUGGACCUCUUUCAAUCUCAAAUGUUGAAUUUCUGAAGUCAGGCCUUGAAGAUUAUGUUUUAAAGCAUGGGAAUUCUCUAACCCAAAAGUGCAGUACCUGCUUUGCAACUUCUGAUUGUCUUAAGGUUGGGAGUGGAAUAGCAUGCAGCACAGAAAGCCAUAAGAGUUCUGGACUCAUGAUGGAAGUGGUGAUUAUAAUAAGUGAGAUAGAGUCAACCUGUCCUUGCUUCAGGGAAUGCAGUUCUAAAACAGAGGUAUUGUAUUUCAAGGAUUUCACACCCUGUUCAAUUUCCCAUUCAAUGCUGAAUGUAUUGUCUACCAUUGACUGGAAAAGUUAUGGACUGAUUCUGGAGAACGUUGUGGAUCAAGGUGUCUGUGUACUAGAGUGGGAAGACUCACCAUCUCAUUCUCAAAUUGAUAUGGUCCUCCACUGCUACCAUAAGCAAUAUCCAAUGCAUAAAACUCAACUUGAACGGCAUCUCAUAAAAAAAGCAGUUAAAGCUGCAUUGAAUAAUUUGAAGGAAAAACAUCCAGGAAUUCUUCUAAGUGCACAUGCCCACAAGAUUUGCAGUCAUGCCCCUGACCUUGCAAGAUCUAUUGCUGGCCUCAUCUUGUCAUCUAAUGAUCCAGACUUUCAAGGAGAAUGCUUCUCUCUUCUUGGUUUGCAGUCAAAAGAAAUUGAAGCGGAUGUUGUUGAAGAUUGUAUCCAGGAGAAGAUUGUUUCAGUUAUAGAGAUGAAUGACAGGAAGUCCAGGCAACGCAAAGUGGUGGCGCCUUUUCUUUUUGAAGACGACUGUGAGCAGGAUUCGAACUAUCAAGACAAAGAAUAUGAAGAAGGUGAGGAUGAAUUUAGUUACCUGGACUAGUAAUGAAUCUAUGUGUCAAGUUCUUAUCAACUCCUGAGAUUGCUGUAAAGCUUUGUUAGCCCACAUGUAGGCUAUAGUUGUAAAUUUAGGAAGGUUACGGGAUUAGUUUGGGAAUGUCUGUUUUCAAGCUGCAUGCAGUUUACUCGUUAUCAGAGCUGCAUUAGUA